CCUCAGCACAUUGAAUUUGCUAGCUACAUAAAACACAAACAAUGUUUGUGGUGAGUGAGGAGCUAAAGGCCAAAGCAGAGGUGUUUCACGGGGACCAAGCAUGCAGGGAGAAAUUCUCUCUGUUGCUGGCAGAGCUAGGCCUCCUUGAUGGAUUGUUGACCAUACAAGACAUCCAGGAAUGCGGAUACGUGAAGGAACAAGGCUUUGUUUGGCUCAAGCUCAAGAAGAAAAGGGAGCACAGGUUUGACAACAACAUACUUGUGUGCUAUGACACAGUGGUCACUGCACAUGUUGAGCCAAACAAGAUCAAGAAUCUCACUGGGGUGAAGGCUAAGGAAUUUUUGGUUUGGUUCGCCUUGAAUGAGAUUCAUGUCAAAGGCCCUCCAGAGGGACCUGUAAUUACUUUCAAGUCAGUGGUUGGUUUGUCCAUGUCAUUUCCAGUGUCAGUGUUCAAAGCUGGGAAUGAAUUAGUACUCCCUCAAAGGAAGAAGAGAAGUGGUGGAGAAUGAUCAAACUGUAAUUAGAGGAAACAAUAAGUUAAUUAAUUAUUGUAAUAAUUUGAUUGUGCAUAUGUUUGAUUAUGCUUAUGUAAUUGUUUAUUUUUAAUAAUUUUAUUUGGCUGUA
Molecule: messenger RNA, 624 nt
Organism: Lotus japonicus
Lineage: Eukaryota; Viridiplantae; Streptophyta; Magnoliopsida; Fabales; Fabaceae
Exons: 1
Coding region: 42-509 (155 amino acids)
Source: RefSeq, a predicted model, not a curated record